Messenger RNA from Podospora bellae-mahoneyi, 1302 nucleotides. RefSeq names its product jun-like transcription factor (gene SRP40). Gene Ontology annotation, cellular component: nucleolus; nucleoplasm. The coding region runs from base 1 to 1302 and encodes 433 amino acids. Lineage: Eukaryota; Fungi; Ascomycota; Sordariomycetes; Sordariales; Podosporaceae. The transcript has a single exon. The record is from RefSeq and is a predicted model, not a curated record.
AUGGCCAAAGACAAGAAGGUCAAGGCCGACAAGGUCACCAAGUCGACCCCUGCCACUACCCAGCUGCCUUCCCAGCUCCUCGACCUUGUAGAGAAGUUUCUCUCUGAGCAUGAUUUCACCGAGGCCCACACCGAAUUCACCAAAGCUCGCAAGGCCAAGGGUUUGAAGAAGGCCAAGGGAGAGGCAACCGACAGCACUCUGGAGUCUGUCUUCCAGGCUUGGGAGACUUCCAAGGCCAAGGCUUCUAGUGACGACGAUUCCAGCAGCAGCAACGAGUCCGAUUCCUCUUCCAGCAGCGACAGUGAUUCGGACUCGGAGUCGGACUCCGAGAGCGACAGUGAUGAUGUCGAGAUGGCCGACGCCCCGGCCGACUCUGAGAGCUCUGACUCUAGCAGUAGCUCUGAGAGCUCCGACAGUGACAGCUCCGACAGUGAAAGUGAGAGCGAAAGUGAGGAGGAGAAGAAGCCUGCCGCUUCCAAUCCUUUGAAGCGCAAGGCCACGUCCGAGAGCAGCGACUCGUCGUCUGAGGAUUCCUCCGGCUCUGAUUCCGAGAAGGAGAAGCCAGCUGCCAAGAAGCAGAAGACUGCCGCCGCUAAGGCCGAGUCAUCCUCCUCUGAGUCUUCAUCCGACUCUUCUUCGGAUUCUUCUUCGAGCUCCGAUAGCAGCUCUUCUGAUUCUUCUUCCGAUUCCGACUCAUCGUCCUCCGACUCUUCUUCAGACUCCGACUCGUCCGAUUCUGAUUCAUCUGACUCCGACUCUUCCGAUUCCGAAGACGUAGCCGAGGAGGCUGCUAAGGUCCCCCUCCCCGACUCCAGCGACGAUUCAUCAUCCGAUUCCUCCUCCGAUAGUGACUCGGACAGCGACUCCGACGACAAGAGCAAGACUAAGACAAAGAAGUCCACCAAGACCAAGGCGAACAGUGACACCUCCGCGAGCGGUUCCUCCAAUAGCUCUGCAACCCUCAACGGGAGCACCUCGCCUAAGGUUUUCCCCGUCAGCACCUUCGCCCCUCUUCCUCCCGACCCGUUUGUGAAGACCAACAACCGCGGCAAGGGCGCUGCAGUAAAAGAGGAGAAGGUUCCCUUUUCCCGUGUCAACCGGAACAUCAAGGUUGACCCUAAGUUUGCCGACAACUCGUUUGCGGGUGAGGACUGGGGAAGAAAGGCGCACGAGGACCUCAUUGUCACGAGGGGCAAGGGCUUUACAAAGGAGAAGAACAAGAAGAAGAAGGGCAGCUACAGGGGUGGCAGGAUCGACACUGGCCUGCAAUUGGGCAUCAAGUUCGACGAUGACGGAAACUAA